AGGACUUUGCCUUCCUCACUCCUGCAUCUGAGCUCCAUCUCUACCAGCAGCAUGAGCCGCCAGUUCACCUGCAAGUCGGGAGCUGCCGCCAACAGGGGCUUCAGCGGCUGCUCUGCUGUGCUCUCCGGGGGAAGCUCAUCCUCCUACCGGGCUGGAAGCAAAGGGCUCAAUGGGGGCUUUGGCAGCCGGAGCCUCUACAGCCUAGGGGGCACCCGGAGCAUCUCCCUCAAUGUAGCAGGCAACAGCGGAAAGAAUGGAGGUUUUGGACUUGGCCGAGGUCGGGCCAGUGGCUUUGCUGGCAGCAUCUUUGGCAGUGUGGCUCUGGGGCCUACAUGCCCAACGGUGUGCCCACCUGGAGGUAUCCAUCAGGUCACCGUCAAUGAGAGCCUCCUGGCCCCCCUCAAUGUGGAGCUGGACCCUGAGAUCCAGAAAGUACGGGCCCAGGAGCGUGAGCAGAUCAAGGCUCUGAACAACAAGUUUGCUUCGUUUAUCGACAAGGUGCGCUUCCUGGAGCAGCAGAACCAGGUGCUGGAGACCAAGUGGGAGCUGCUGCAGCAGCUGGACCUGAACAACUGCAAGAACAAUCUGGAGCCCAUCCUGGAGGGCUACAUCAGCAACAUGCGGAAGCAGCUGGAGACGCUGUCUGGGGACCGGGUGAGGCUGGACUCAGAGCUGAGGAACGUGCGAGAUGUGGUGGAAGACUACAAGAAGAGGUACGAGGAGGAGAUCAACAGGCGCACGGCUGCAGAGAACGAGUUUGUGCUGCUCAAGAAGGAUGUGGAUGCAGCUUAUGCCAAUAAGGUGGAACUGCAGGCCAAAGUGGACUCCAUGGACCAGGACAUCAAGUUCUUCAAGUGUCUCUUUGAAGCUGAGUUGGCUCAGAUCCAGUCUCAUAUCAGUGACAUGUCUGUCAUCCUGUCCAUGGACAACAACCGCAACUUGGACCUGGACAGCAUCAUCGAUGAGGUCCGGGCUCAGUAUGAAGACAUUGCCCUGAAGAGCAAGGCCGAGGCUGAGGCCUUGUACCAGACUAAGUUCCAGGAGCUGCAGUUGGCAGCUGGCAGGCAUGGAGAUGACCUCAAAAACACCAAGAAUGAAAUCACAGAGCUCAGUCGGUUCAUCCAGAGACUCCGCUCAGAGAUUGAGAAUGCAAAGAAGCAGGCUUCUAACCUGGAGACAGCCAUCGCCGAUGCUGAGCAGAGAGGGGACAAUGCACUCAAGGAUGCCCGGGCCAAGCUGGAUGAUCUGGAGGGUGCCCUGCACCAGGCCAAGGAUGAGCUGGCUCGAUUGAUGCGUGAGUACCAGGAGCUCAUGAGCCUGAAGCUGGCCCUGGACAUGGAGAUCGCCACCUACCGCAAGCUGUUGGAGAGUGAGGAGUGCAGAAUGUCGGGAGAAUAUCCAUCUCCUGUCAGCAUCUCCAUCAUUAGCAGCACCAGCGGCAGCAGUGGCUAUGGCUUCCGGCCCAGCACUGUCAGCGGAGGCUAUGUGGCCAACAGCACCAGCUGCAUCUCUGGUGUGUGCAGUGUCCGUGGUGGGGAAAGCCGGAGCCGGGCCAGUGCCAGUGAUUACAAGGAUACCCUGGGGAAGGGCUCCAGCCUGAGUGCCUCCUCGAAGAAGAGUGGUCGGUAG
Perognathus longimembris pacificus (Pacific pocket mouse) is the source of this 1629-nucleotide messenger RNA. It is a transcript of the gene Krt71, whose product is annotated as keratin 71. The transcript has 9 exons. Gene Ontology annotation, biological process: keratinization; intermediate filament organization. The coding region runs from base 52 to 1629 and encodes 525 amino acids. NCBI's taxonomy places the organism in Eukaryota, Metazoa, Chordata, Mammalia, Rodentia, Heteromyidae. The record is from RefSeq and is a predicted model, not a curated record. Gene Ontology annotation, cellular component: keratin filament. Gene Ontology annotation, molecular function: structural constituent of skin epidermis.